AUGGAUAAGAGUUUGAUGCAAGGAAAAUCUAGGUUGCAUCCUGCAUAUAAAAGAGGUCUUAAUGAAUUUAUCAAGAUUGUUCGCGAUCACACAGAUAGCAUGGGAAGGACUCGUUGCCCUUGUGCCAGAUGCAAAAAUGGUCAUUUGGAGCCCAUCCAGGUGGUUGAAGAUCACUUGCAAGAUUUUGGAAUACACAAGUAUUAUACACUAUGGAUACACCAUGGAGAAGAUUAUGAAAUUGUUUCUGAUGAUGACGAUGUUGAUGAGGAAGAAACACAAGGUUAUACAAAUAAUGGGGUUAGUGAACUUCUUGAAGAUGUGUGUGCCAGAGCAAACAACAAUAAAUGUUCAGGUACACAAGACAGUUGUGAAAACAUAGAUAUGUUUGACAGUCUCUUGAAGGAUGCCUGCGAGCCUUUGUAUCCUAAUUGCAAGAAUUUUUCGAAGUUAGAGUUUGUUAUGAGGUUGGUGCAUAUCAAGAUAAUGAAUCACAUGAAUAACAAGUCAUUCCAGAUUAUCCUUGAUUUAAUUAAAGCAGCAUUGCCUGAAGGUGAGACACUUCCAAACACCUAUUACGAGGCUAAGAAACUAUUGAGGAACCUUGGACUUGGUUAUACAGUAAUUCAUGCAUGCAGAUACGACUGUGCACUUUUCUGGAAGGAAAAUGAGAAUCUUGAAAACUGUCCCAAGUGUAAUGAGCCGAGGUAUAAAGUUGUCGAGGGAAAAGGAAAGAAGAUACCUCAGAAAGUACUGCGUUAUUUUCCACUCAAGCCAAGGCUACAGAGAUUGUUCAUGUCAAAGAUGACUGCUAAAGAUAUGAAAUAUUGGAAAAAGAUACAGAAAAGGGAGAAAAAUGUGUUUAGGCAUCCAGCAGAUUCUAAAAUUUGGCAAGAUCUCGAUGAGAAUCACAAGUGGUUUGCCAGAGAUUCACGUAAUGUCCGACUUGGCAUUGCAAGCGAUGGGUUUAUUCCAUCUAAUGACCUCAAUGGAAAACCACAUAGUAUUUGGCCUGUAAUUGUUGUUCCGUAUAAUUUGCCACCUUGGAGAUGCAUGAGAGAGCCCUUCAUAUUUUUGACUCUACUAAUACCAGGGCCUAACAGUCCCGGAAAUGAUAUCGACGUUUAUCUAAGGCCACUGAUAGAUGAAUUAAAAGAGUUAUGGGAAAUUGGUGUGAAGACUUUUGAUGCAGAUUCAAAGGAAUUAUUUCAGCUUCAUGCUGCGUUGUUAUGGACGAUCAAUGAUUUUCCUGCAUAUGGGAACUUGUCUGGAUGGAGUACUCAUGGGUAUCUAGCUUGCGCAGUUUGUAAUAAAGAUACGCGUUCAAUGUGGUUGAAGAGUGGACGGAAGAUAUGUUACAUGGGUCAUCGUCGUUUUUUGCCUCGAACUCAUGCUUGGAGAGACAGGGACAAACAUUUAUUUGAUGGAAAAGCCGAAAAAGGGUCAAAGCCGAAGGAGUUGUCUGGAGAUGAUGUGUUAUUACAGCUAGAAUUCAUCGAGAAACAAGAUUUUGGGAAGGCACCGAACACCAAAAAGAUAAAACGUUAUGAUUUUGAGUUAAAUUGGACAAAAAAGAGUAUUUUUUUCGAAUUGCCAUAUUGGAAGACUAAUAAGUUGCGUCACAAUGUUGAUGUUAUGCAUGUGGAGAAAAAUAUUUGUGAUAGUGUUGUAGGAACGCUGAUGGACAUAGAGAAGAAAACUAAAGAUACGAUAAUAUCUAGAGCAGACCUGGAAAGAUUGGGUUUGAAGAAGGAGCUGCAUCUAACUAAGAGAGGUAACAAGUUAAUCAAGCCACCUGCAUCUUAUACUUUAUCGGUUCCAGAGAGAAAAAUAUUAUGCGAGUGGUUGAAGUCGGUGAAGUUUCCUGACGGCUAUGCCUCAAACAUUGCUCGGUGUGUAAAGGAAAAAGAUGUGAAUUAG
Papaver somniferum (opium poppy) is the source of this 1917-nucleotide messenger RNA. RefSeq lists its product as uncharacterized. The record is from RefSeq and is a predicted model, not a curated record. The transcript has 2 exons. NCBI's taxonomy places the organism in Eukaryota, Viridiplantae, Streptophyta, Magnoliopsida, Ranunculales, Papaveraceae. The coding region runs from base 1 to 1917 and encodes 638 amino acids.